CUUAUAAUUAGCACCAUCCAAGGGGGGCAGUUGGCCUGCUUUCCCCAAGGAAAUGCUUCCAAGACAUGUACCCUCAUCUGAAGAAGAAGAUGGUGGCCUUGAAGGCUUUGAUGACUUUUUCCCGGAGGAGCCUGUGAGCCUCCCCAAGAAGAAAAAGCCCAAGAAGCUCAAGGAGAACAGGUCCAAAGGGAAGAGGAAGAAGAAAGAGGGGAGCAAUGACGAGCUGUCAGAAAAUGAAGAGGAUCUGGAAGAGAAGUCAGAGAGUGAAGGUAGUGACUACUCCCCGAAUAAAAAGAAGAAGAAAAAACUCAAGGACAAGAAGGAGAAAAAAGCUAAGCGGAAAAAGAAAGAUGAUGAGGAGGAUGACAAUGAAGAUGGGUGCCUCAAGGAGCCCAAGUCCUCGGGGCAGCUCAUGGCUGAGUGGGGCCUGGACGACGUGGACUACCUGUUCUCCGAGGCCGACUACCACACGCUGACCAACUACAAGGCCUUCAGCCAGUUCCUCAGACCUCUCAUCGCCAAGAAGAACCCGAAGAUCCCCAUGUCAAAGAUGAUGACCGUCCUGGGUGCCAAGUGGCGGGAGUUCAGCGCCAACAACCCCUUCAAGGGCAGCUCGGCGGCAGCAGCUGCAGCAGCAGUGGCCGCGGCCGUGGAGACGGUCACCAUCGCACCUCCGCUGGCCAUCAGCCCCCAGCAGGCGCCCCAGCCUGUGCCCAUCCGCAAGGCCAAGACCAAAGAGGGCAAGGGGCCUGGAGUGAGGAAGAAGAUCAAAGGCUCCAAGGAUGCAAAGAAAAAGGGCAAAGGGAGAAAGGUGACUGGGCUCAAGUUCCGCUUCGGAGGGGUCGGCAGCAAGAGGAAGAAGGGGUCCUCGAGCGAGGAGGAUGAGCGAGAGGAGUCGGACUUCGACAGCGCCAGCAUCCACAGCUCCUCCGUGCGCUCUGAGUGCUCUGCUGCCCUGGGGAAGAAGAGCAAGAGGAGGCGCAAGAAGAAGAGAAUUGAUGAUGGCGAUGGCUACGAGACGGACCACCAGGACUACUGUGAGGUGUGCCAGCAGGGUGGGGAGAUCAUUCUGUGUGACACCUGCCCGAGGGCCUACCACCUCGUCUGUCUGGACCCCGAGCUGGAGAAAGCUCCUGAGGGCAAGUGGAGCUGUCCCCACUGUGAGAAGGAAGGGAUCCAGUGGGAGCCGAAGGACGACGACGACGACGAGGACGAGGGCGGCUGCGAGGAGGAGGAGGACGACCACAUGGAGUUCUGCCGCGUGUGCAAGGACGGAGGCGAGCUGCUCUGCUGCGACGCCUGCCCCUCCUCCUACCACCUGCACUGCCUCAACCCGCCGCUUCCCGAGAUCCCAAACGGUGAAUGGCUCUGCCCGCGCUGUACUUGUCCCCCACUGAAGGGCAAAGUCCAGCGGAUCCUGCACUGGCGGUGGACAGAGCCCCCAGCCCCCUUCAUGGUGGGGCUGCCGGGGCCUGACGUGGACCCUGGUGUACCCCCGCCCAAGCCCCUGGAGGGCAUCCCAGAGAGAGAGUUCUUCGUCAAGUGGGCUGGGCUCUCUUACUGGCACUGCUCCUGGGUGAAGGAGCUCCAGCUGGAGCUCUACCACACAGUGAUGUAUCGCAACUACCAAAGAAAGAACGACAUGGACGAGCCACCACCCUUUGACUACGGCUCUGGUGACGAGGAUGGCAAGAGCGAGAAGAGGAAGAACAAGGACCCUCUCUAUGCCAAGAUGGAGGAGCGCUUCUACCGCUACGGCAUCAAGCCCGAGUGGAUGAUGAUCCACCGCAUCCUGAACCACAGCUUCGAUAAAAAGGGGGACGUGCAUUACCUGAUCAAGUGGAAAGACCUGCCCUACGACCAGUGCACCUGGGAGAUUGAUGAAAUUGACAUCCCCUACUACGACAGCCUGAAGCAGGCCUACUGGGGCCACAGGGAGCUGAUGCUGGGAGAGGACGCCAGGCUGCCCAAGAGGCUGGUCAAGAAGGGCAAGAAGCUGAAGGAUGACAAACAGGAGAAGCCCCCGGACACACCCAUUGUGGAUCCCACGGUCAAGUUUGACAAACAGCCAUGGUACAUCGACUCCACGGGCGGCACGCUGCACCCGUACCAGCUGGAGGGCCUUAACUGGCUGCGCUUCUCCUGGGCCCAGGGAACCGACACCAUUCUGGCCGACGAGAUGGGUCUGGGCAAGACUGUGCAGACCAUCGUCUUUCUCUACUCCUUGUACAAGGAGGGGCACUCCAAAGGGCCCUACCUGGUCAGUGCGCCCCUGUCCACCAUCAUCAACUGGGAACGUGAGUUUGAGAUGUGGGCCCCUGACUUCUACGUCGUCACCUACACGGGGGACAAGGAGAGCCGCUCCGUGAUCCGGGAGAAUGAGUUUUCCUUUGAGGACAAUGCCAUUCGGAGUGGGAAGAAGGUGUUCCGGAUGAAGAAAGAAGUGCAGAUCAAAUUCCACGUCCUGCUCACCUCCUAUGAGCUCAUCACCAUCGACCAGGCCAUCCUGGGCUCCAUUGAGUGGGCCUGCCUUGUGGUGGAUGAGGCCCACCGGCUCAAGAACAACCAGUCCAAGUUCUUUAGGGUCUUGAACAGCUACAAGAUCGAUUAUAAGCUGCUGCUGACAGGGACCCCCCUUCAGAACAACCUGGAAGAACUGUUCCACCUCCUCAACUUCCUGACUCCAGAGAGGUUCAACAAUCUGGAGGGCUUCCUGGAGGAGUUUGCUGACAUCUCCAAGGAAGACCAGAUCAAGAAGCUGCACGACCUGCUAGGGCCGCACAUGCUGAGGCGGCUCAAGGCUGAUGUGUUCAAGAACAUGCCGGCGAAGACUGAGCUGAUUGUCCGCGUGGAGCUGAGCCAGAUGCAGAAGAAGUACUACAAGUUCAUCCUCACGCGGAACUUUGAGGCGCUGAACUCCAAGGGGGGUGGGAACCAGGUGUCACUGCUCAACAUCAUGAUGGACCUGAAGAAGUGCUGCAACCACCCCUACCUCUUCCCCGUGGCUGCCGUGGAGGCCCCCGUCCUGCCCAAUGGCUCCUAUGAUGGCAGCUCUCUGGUCAAGUCUUCGGGGAAGCUCAUGCUGCUACAGAAGAUGCUCAAGAAACUGCGGGACGAAGGGCACCGUGUGCUCAUCUUCUCCCAGAUGACCAAGAUGCUGGACCUCCUGGAGGAUUUCCUGGAGUAUGAGGGCUACAAGUAUGAGCGGAUUGAUGGUGGCAUCACGGGGGGCCUUCGGCAAGAAGCAAUUGACAGAUUCAAUGCCCCUGGGGCCCAGCAGUUCUGCUUCCUCCUCUCAACCCGGGCAGGUGGCCUGGGGAUCAACCUGGCCACGGCGGACACGGUCAUCAUCUACGACUCGGACUGGAACCCGCAUAAUGACAUCCAGGCCUUCAGCCGCGCCCACCGCAUUGGGCAGAACAAGAAGGUGAUGAUCUACCGCUUCGUGACGCGGGCCUCGGUGGAGGAGCGCAUCACGCAGGUGGCCAAGCGCAAGAUGAUGCUCACCCACCUGGUGGUGCGACCUGGCCUGGGCUCCAAGUCCGGCUCCAUGACCAAGCAGGAGCUGGAUGACAUCCUUAAGUUUGGCACAGAGGAGCUCUUCAAGGAUGACGUGGAGGGCAUGAUGUCUCAGGGCCAGAGACCCGUCACGCCCAUCCCUGAUGUCCAGUCCUCCAAAGGGGGAGCCUUGGCCGCCAGUGCCAAGAAAAAGCAUGGCAGCACUCCUCCAGGUGACAACAAGGACGUGGAGGAUAGCAGUGUGAUCCACUAUGACGAUGCGGCCAUCUCCAAGCUGCUGGACCGGAACCAGGAUGCCACGGACGACACGGAGCUCCAGAAUAUGAAUGAAUACCUGAGCUCCUUCAAGGUGGCGCAGUAUGUGGUGCGCGAGGAGGAUGGCGUGGAGGAGGUGGAACGGGAGAUCAUCAAGCAGGAGGAGAACGUGGACCCCGACUACUGGGAGAAGCUGCUGCGGCACCACUACGAGCAGCAGCAGGAGGACCUGGCCCGCAACCUGGGCAAGGGCAAGCGCAUCCGCAAGCAGGUCAACUACAACGACGCCUCCCAGGAGGACCAGGAGUGGCAGGACGAGCUCUCAGACAACCAGUCUGAAUAUUCCAUUGGCUCUGAGGAUGAGGACGAGGACUUUGAGGAAAGGCCGGAAGGGCAGAGUGGACGGCGACAAUCCAGGAGGCAGCUGAAGAGCGACAGGGACAAGCCCCUGCCCCCUCUUCUUGCCCGGGUCGGCGGCAACAUUGAGGUGCUAGGCUUUAACGCCCGCCAGCGGAAGGCCUUUCUGAACGCCAUCAUGCGCUGGGGCAUGCCCCCCCAGGAUGCCUUCAACUCCCACUGGCUGGUGCGGGAUCUUCGAGGGAAGAGUGAGAAGGAGUUCAGAGCCUAUGUGUCCCUCUUCAUGCGGCACCUGUGUGAGCCGGGGGCUGACGGCGCGGAGACCUUUGCGGACGGCGUGCCCCGCGAGGGCCUCUCCAGGCAGCACGUGCUCACGCGCAUUGGGGUCAUGUCACUAGUUAGGAAGAAGGUUCAGGAGUUUGAGCAUGUCAACGGGAAGUACAGCACCCCGGAUCUGAUCCCCGAGGGGCCUGAGGGCAAGAAGCCAGGCGAAGUCAUCUCCUCGGAUCCCAACACACCAGUGCCCGCCAGCCCUGCCCACCUCCUGCCUGGCCCUCUGGGCCUGCCAGACAAAAUGGAAGCCCCACUAGGCUACAUGGAUGAGAAGGAGGUGGGGGUGCAGAAGCCAAAGAAGCCCCCAGAAAUCCAGGCCCUGCCAACUGCCCUGGACAGAGUGGAGGGAGAGGACAAGCAGGAGAGCUCCAAUGGCAAAGAGAGGGCCCGAGAGGAGCGGCUGGAGGAGAUGGAGAAGGCCGAGCCCUCCCCGGAGCAGGGGCCGAAAGAAGAAGUGCUUCCUGAGAAGGAGAAGGUUCUGGACAAGCUGGAACUGAGCUUGAUUCACAGCAGAGGUGACAGCAGCGACUUCAGGCCAGAUGACACCAAAGCCGAGGAGAAGGAGCCUACUGAGACCCAGCAAAAUGGUGACAAAGAGGAAGAUGAAGAGGGGAAGAAGGAGGACAAGAUCGGGAAGUUCAAAUUUAUGUUCAACAUUGCAGAUGGGGGCUUCACAGAGCUGCACACACUGUGGCAGAACGAGGAGCGUGCUGCUGUGUCCUCGGGGAAGAUCUACGACAUCUGGCACCGGCGCCAUGACUACUGGCUGCUGGCGGGCAUUGUCACGCACGGCUACGCCCGCUGGCAGGACAUCCAGAAUGACCCGAGAUACAUGAUCCUCAACGAGCCCUUCAAGUCUGAGAUCCACAAGGGUAACUACCUGGAGAUGAAGAACAAGUUCCUGGCCCGCAGGUUCAAGUUGCUGGAGCAGGCGCUGGUCAUUGAGGAGCAGCUCCGGAGGGCCGCAUACCUCAACAUGACCCAGGAUCCCAACCAUCCCGCCAUGGCCCUCAACGCCCGCCUGGCCGAGGUGGAGUGCCUUGCUGAGAGCCACCAGCACCUGUCCAAGGAGUCCCUCGCCGGGAACAAGCCUGCCAAUGCUGUCCUGCACAAGGUCCUGAACCAGCUGGAGGAGCUGCUGAGCGACAUGAAGGCGGACGUGACGCGUCUCCCCUCCAUGCUGUCCCGCAUCCCCCCGGUGGCUGCCCGCCUCCAGAUGUCGGAGCGCAGCAUCCUGAGCCGCCUGACCAACCGAGCCGGCGACCCCACCAUCCAACAGAUAUCUAGCCGGCCCCGAGACCUCGCUCUGGUGCAGCGCUCCUUUCCAGCGGAGCCACGCCUGCCAGGCCCCCUGCCUGACCCCCACAGGAGAGAAAAGCUGCCGCCUUUCUAGAGCUAGGCCACCCGAGGACAGAAGGGGUAACUGAGUCAUGCCAUCGCUGGGGACAAGACCCAGCCAGAAGUGCCACCUGCUCUUAAUUCCAGUGUCCCCCAUACCACCUUGGCCAGCUCUGCCAGGACGACUUCCUAGAAGAGAUUUCAUUUCUUUGUACAUCUUUUUGCACUUUCCUAUUGAAGACUUGAACAAAUUUGUCCUGAUAAAAGUUGAGUGACGUGUGGAGGAGUCUGA
Molecule: messenger RNA, 6094 nt
Organism: Odocoileus virginianus texanus
Lineage: Eukaryota; Metazoa; Chordata; Mammalia; Artiodactyla; Cervidae
Source: RefSeq, a predicted model, not a curated record